Molecule: messenger RNA, 5828 nt
Organism: Lytechinus pictus (painted urchin)
Lineage: Eukaryota; Metazoa; Echinodermata; Echinoidea; Temnopleuroida; Toxopneustidae
Product: succinate dehydrogenase [ubiquinone] flavoprotein subunit, mitochondrial-like
Exons: 16
Coding region: 154-2175 (673 amino acids)
Biological process (GO): mitochondrial electron transport, succinate to ubiquinone; tricarboxylic acid cycle
Molecular function (GO): succinate dehydrogenase (quinone) activity; flavin adenine dinucleotide binding; electron transfer activity
Source: RefSeq, a predicted model, not a curated record
AAGCGAAAUCCGAUAUGCAGGAUAUUUCAUAAUAGAAAUUUGAGCCGAGCAAAUUGGGAAGCCGGGACGAAGACGACAGGAAAAGAUUAGAAACCUAUUUAAAUAUCUGUGGAAAAUAGAUUUGAGUGAUUGCAGUGUUGUCUCCUUCAAUAAAUGACAAUGGCAAGUCAGCUUGGAGUGAGAUUAUGGUCAGCUGCAAAGAAAAUCGACAUAUUCCCAAAACUUCUUUCUGCAGGUAAUCUUGUUAGACCGGCAGCAACCAGCAACAGGAAUUUUCAUUUCUCAAUAGAAGGAAGACAAACAGGAGAUGGAACCAAAACAAGUCAGGUUUCAAGAGACUAUCCUGUUGUUGAUCACACCUUUGAUGCUGUUGUGGUCGGUGCUGGCGGUGCCGGUCUUAGGGCGGCAUUUGGUCUGGCUCAUGAAGGAUUUAAGACCGCCUGUGUCACAAAACUCUUCCCUACCAGGUCACAUACAGUAGCAGCACAGGGUGGUAUCAAUGCUGCACUGGGGAACAUGGAACCAGAUAACUGGAGAUGGCACAUGUAUGAUACCGUCAAAGGCUCUGAUUGGCUAGGAGAUCAAGAUGCUAUUCAUUACAUGACGGAAGAAGCCCCCAAGGCUGUUAUCGAGCUUGAGAACUAUGGUAUGCCUUUCAGCCGAACAGAAGAAGGUAAGAUCUACCAGAGAGCAUUUGGAGGUCAGAGCUAUGACUAUGGUAAGGGAGGUCAAGCACAUCGAUGCUGUGCUGUGGCAGAUAGGACAGGUCAUUCACUGCUACAUACACUCUAUGGACAGUCACUGAUGUAUGAUACAUCAUACUUCAUUGAGUACUUUGCACUGGAUCUGAUUAUGGAAGAAGGGGAGUGUCGCGGUGUGGUGGCGCUCUGCAUGGAAGAUGGCUCAAUCCACAGGAUCAGGGCCAAGAACACUGUCCUUGCUACAGGUGGCUAUGGACGUGCAUACUUCAGUUGUACCUCGGCUCAUUCCUGCACCGGGGAUGGGACAGCUAUGCUUACGAGGGCUGGGCUAGCAAAUGAAGAUAUGGAGUUUGUCCAAUUCCACCCCACAGGUAUCUAUGGAGCAGGAUGUCUGAUUACAGAGGGAUGUCGAGGAGAGGGUGGAUACCUCCUCAAUAGUGAAGGCGAAAGGUUUAUGGAAAGGUAUGCUCCUACCGCCAAGGAUCUUGCAUCAAGGGACGUUGUCUCGAGGUCGAUGACUAUUGAAAUCAGAGAAGGAAGGGGCUGUGGACCGGACAAGGACCAUGUAUACCUGCAGCUGUCCCAUCUACCACCCCAGCAGCUCGCCACCAGACUGCCUGGUAUCUCGGAGACUGCCCAGAUCUUCGCUGGUGUGGACGUGACCAGGGAUCCAGUCCCGGUGCUCCCGACUGUCCACUACAACAUGGGCGGUGUGCCUACCAACUACAAGGGACAGGUCCUGGAAUACAGUGAUGAGAAUGGUGACACGGUUGUUCCUGGUCUGUAUGCCUGCGGAGAGGCUGCCUGCGCCUCGGUCCAUGGUGCCAACAGACUUGGAGCUAAUUCACUUCUGGAUCUGGUUGUCUUUGGACGUGCUUGUGCCCACACCAUCACGGAAGAGAACAAACCAGGAGACCUGAUCCCAGAUAUCAAAGCGAAUGCCGGUGAGGCUUCGGUGGCCAAUGUUGAUAAGUUGAGGUAUGCCGACGGUGAUAUCAAGGCUGCUGAACUCAGGCUCAAGAUGCAAAAAACAAUGCAGAACAAUGCAGCAGUGUUCAGGACCGGAGAGACAUUAUCAGAGGGUUGUGAGCUCAUCAGUGAUGUCUACAAGAACCUAGAUAACAUCAAGCUCUUUGAUCGUGGCAUUGUGUGGAACACAGAUCUGAUUGAGGCUCUUGAACUACAGAAUCUUUUGUUGAACUCGGUCCAGACCAUGGUCAGCGCUGAUGCACGGAAAGAGAGUAGGGGAGCCCAUGCUAGAGAGGAUUUCAAGGAUCGUAUUGAUGAGUAUGAUUAUAAGAAACCCCUUGAAGGUCAAGAGGAGAAACCUAGUUCAGAACAUUGGAGAAAACAUACCAUGUCAUACAUGGAUGAACAGACCGGAGAGGUCAAGCUGGAGUACAGACCAGUCAUUGAUGAGACCCUAGACCAACAGGACUGUGCUUCUGUGCCGCCGGCCGUCCGGUCUUACUAAACAAGCAUCCAUCAGAACAUCACGAAGGAUUAUACAUAUAUACAUUUUAACUUGUCUAGAACCACCACCGUCGGGAGUCCAAAAGGUUUAAUUGACGGACAUGUCCCUUCAAACCAUGUUUUGAUAGAGAAUAUUAUCAUAAGGAAACCAGGUUGUGGUCUUUAUUGACGGUCUUUCUACACAGCUGGUUUCUAAAGCAAGUUUGACAGUACACCACAGAAGCUAUGGUGAGUAUAAAAACUAUGUGGCCCUGGAUUAGAUUUCAUAAAUGUCGUCUCACCGAAGAUGUUUGAUAAAUGUUGUCACUUUCCUAUCAACAGUGAGUUGAUUAUUACUCAAAUUAUGGUAAAAGAUGGAGGCUACUUCAAUCAUUUUGUAACAGGGGUCUAAGGUUUGGCCCUGUAUAUUUUAAACUACAAAGAUAAAGUUGCCAUCACCCUUCUGCAGUGAAUAUGAAACCAUAUUCCAUGAAGUCAUGUCUACUGCUUCCCGAAAAGCAUAUUGUUACAAGAUAAUUUUGUCACGUCAUCAAUGAUAAGUGCUUAUUUUUUUAAUGUCUUUUGCUUUAAAGUGGGAAUGUGUGUGUUGUGCCGGGUUAACUGUGUAUUUCUGAAUGCUCCUGCCGAAGUAGAAUGUUGUGUUCUCUCUUAUCUUAAUUUAAAUUUGGGUGUGCUACAUUGAAUACUGUGAUACCCAAGAAAGCCCUCAAGGCUUAUAGUCUUCUCACAAUGCUUAUUUGGAAACGAUGGGGAGCGUAUGAAAAUUGUGGAAUAUAAAUUGUUUAUCCAGUGAGUUUUUUGUUUCAGAUAUUUCUGCAAUAUGAACCUAGUUUAUUACCAUCACCCAUCUCCCGUUUUGUUUUGUUUCUUUAAGAUCAUUUCAUGAAUGGUGUUCAUGUGCGCUCCAUUUACAUCAUCAUUAUGAAAUAAAUAUAUACACACUUUGUAUUACCCGAGAAAUGCAUUAUUUCUGGCUUUGUUUUGCCCAUCGUUCAGUUGUUUCCUGUUGUGGAUAUCGUGUGAAUUUUGUUGUACGCAGUAUCAUUGGCGGCGGAAGCCGAAAAAAAAUUUUGACCAGCAAAAAAAAUAAAUAAAUAAAAAAGUUAUCAACCAAAAAUUUUAGGGGGGACGCAGGAAAAAAAAAUUGACAAGCAAAAAAAAAAAAAAAAAAAGGUUAUCAACUAAAAAUUUAGGGGGGGACAUGUCCCCCCCGCUUCCGCCGCCUAUGCGCAGUAUACAUCCAGUAAAUGUUGUUCAAAUACUUGAUUAUUUAAAUGAAGCUAGAUACAUCCCUAUGAAUCAAGCAUACAUUGUCUGGUCAGUGAAUAAUCUGGUAGAAUAAAAAUUAUUAUGCCUCAGCAUACCAAACUGAAUUAUUUCCAGUGCGGUCUCCUUUGGAUUUGUUUUAGAUCAAGCUGAGAAUUGUGGUAAAGUGAGACAUUAAGGGACAUCCUUCCAUAUGUUGACAUGAAAACCAUUUUAUAUGCUAUCUAUGAUGUGAUGUGAUCCCCAAUUAUAUUGCACUCUGUUAGUGAAAUCAAACAGUUUUGUAAAGCAUGAUAUGACUAGCAUGGUAAAUGAUAAACCAUGUCUUAUAUGAUUAUGUAUUUUAUUUACUGUUUGAUUGCAAAGAAGAUAGAAGUUUUUGUUCUACCUCUAAAUUCACACAUCUAGAAGUUAAGAUGUUAAUGAUAUGUUUUCCUAGAUUGAUAAUGUGUAACAAAUGCAAGAUAGAUUCAAUUUACUUAAGGAUUGGUUGUAAUUUUGCACUUUUCUUUGUAUAAAAUGAUUUAUUAUAUGAAAAAAUUGGUAUUGAAUAUUGAUAAUGAGGGUUAUUAUGUAGGACUGAUAUCAAUUAUAGACUUGAAUUUCUUAAUCUGUGUUGCAGGGAUUCAAAAUUUAUUUAUAAAUAAGUUAAGACGAAAGAAAUCCCAUGAUGUGAGUUAAUGGAGAGCUGUAUCAUUUUGAAGAUUCCCCCCCCCCUUUUAUAUUAAUAUUUUUCCUGUAAAUGAGAUAUACAUGUAUAUGCUAUCAAUGUACGUUUUCAAUUUGUCAUUAGGGGUAUUCAGCUAUUAAUAACCACAUCAAGAUUCAUAUACAACUUGAUGAGCUACCAGAAUCUUAAAUUACUUCGUUCACUUUUGUAUCCAGAAAAAAAGUAAGAAAGGAAAGAAGAUAAUUGCACAAACUUUCUUUUUGUAGGCGAGACAAAGAAAGUGACUUUUUGUUCAUUAAGUACACCUGAUGGUCACAAUAUCUCCCCCAUGGAAUGCAACGCACAAGAUUCAAGUUGUAACUGUUGCUCACUCUCCUAUUAAUAUUUUCAGUUGCUGUGGUAUACUAGUAUAACAUAUCACCACAUAACUCGGAAUGCGUUCAUGGGAUGCACUCUACCACCACUCAUAUAUCCAUGAGAUUUCAAAUUUAAAUUUCUGUGAAUGAGCAUUGAGCAGGAGUUUUAAGUCAGAUUUAACUCCCCAGAGAGAGAGAGGGGGGGGGGGUGUUUCACAAAAAGAAUGACUUAGAGUCAUGCUUAAAUGCCAACGCGCACAUGAUUGUGUAACAUGGAAUCCUAUUGAUGAAUACGCAGUAGUGCAUGUUAUCUUAGCAUGGUUUGACCAAUGUAGUGAUGUCUUUUACACCGCACACAAGUUACUGGGAAUUUAAGUGUGACAUUUGUGAAAUCUCCCCCCCCCCCCCCCAGGUUUUAUCAUUAUAUCCUGCUUCAUGUUAUAACACCUUUGAGGGGCUGUAUCUGCAAUGGUAAAGUUUUAUUUCAAUUGUGCAAAUGAUGUAAUCAUGAAGGCAUAUAAAGUUGAAAGGGGAUAGCGAUAGUGUUAACAUGUAGGUUGUGUCGUUACACCACUCGGAAGGGAGUAUGGUUACCACAUAAAAUUAGCCACCAUUGUAAAUGAAGGACAAGAGGCUAGUUGAAAAAGCAUUACAAUCUUGAAGAUGCAUUUAUGCAUAGCACCAUACAAUUCACCAUACAAUUCACAUUCAAUACAAUCCACCCAUACCACCAUGAAAUUCACUUGUAUCAUGAAUUCUAACUAAAUUAUCCAGAAUGUGGAUGAAUACAUUUUCUGAUGCUUCUAAAUAGUUUUGGGUAAUUUCAUGAUAGUGUGAAUGCAUUCUGAAAUAGAGAUAGUAAAAUUAUUAUAUUUGGGCUUAAGUACUGAAAUUUGUGAAUUAUUUGAAUCCAUGAUUUUGUUUUUCUUAACAUAUUGAAAAGAUUUCCAAUGAGAUGUUGGCAGUGAAAUGUCUUUAAUAUAUGAAUUCUGAUAGACAGUUUCUCUCGUAAUGGAAUCCCUUCCAACUUGACUUGUUAGACUUGAUGCAUUUCAAAUUUAAAAAAAUACUUUAACUAGGGCAAUAUAUUGUUGGAUGUACACUGUACAUUGAUCAAAGGUGGUUUGGUUGAUAUUGAAUGACCUCAUUCACAUUGAAUGCAUAAAUGUGCUUUCCGACCAGACUAUUGACUUCUGAUGUGGUAGUAUUACCUAAUAGAAUUCUACAUUACGAUUCUUUAACAAACCUAUCAUAUUUGGUGUUACAUGUAGAGUAAUAAAGAUUUACCUAUUGUCUUUUGUAAAUACAGAUUUAGUUGAAUUGUUCAGCUAAUAAAUUCUCCUCUUGAGGGAAAUGAAAUUA